AUGGCCUCACGCAGCUCCACAAUCGGCCUCCGCGCCGCCGUCUCGCUCAUCGCCUUAGCCGCCACCGCGCAGGCUCUGCCGCACAAGCGCGAACCUGCCCCUUACACCCGAGAGGGAUGCUUCGUCGAUAAUCUCCAGGGCCACAGGCUUCUCGACAGCGCGGGGUAUGCCGAUGAUGCCAUGACGGUCGAGAGCUGCGCGGCCUUCUGCUCCAAAUACAAAUACUUCGGCCUCGAGUACGGCCGAGAGUGUUAUUGCGCCGACUCCCACUCAGGCUCAGCCGUCGACGACAGCGAUUGCUCUUUCUCCUGCUCCGGGAACAGCGCCGACAAGUGUGGUGCUGCUGACCGCCUCAAUGUCUACACCAACAAUCUCUACGCCGCCCGUAAACCCGCCACGCUCGACGCCCCCUACCUAGGCUGCUUUGUCGACCAGGGCGCCCGCGUCCUCCCCGACAACCUCCUCGGCGCCGACGACAUGACAGCUCAAAAAUGCGCCGCCCACUGCGCCAACUACAGCUACUUCGGCGUCGAGUACGGCCGCGAGUGCUGGUGCGGCAACAGCCCGCCCAGACCCCCCACCGUCGCCGUCGCCGAAUCCGAGUGCUCCUCGCCCUGCGCAGGUGACGACGCCCAAGUCUGCGGCGCCGGCGGCCGCAUCAACGUGUGGGGCGCGCCGCUCCCCUCCCCGGACACGGUCGGCGACAACUUCGAGUACGUUGGGUGCUUCACCGACGACAACGUAAACCGCUCGCUGCGCGGACGCGCGCACUUCGACCCGGCCAUGACCCUCGAGAAGUGCGCCGGGCUAUGCGCCGCCUACGCCUACUUCGGCGUCGAGUUCGGGUCGCAGUGCUACUGCGGUGCGGACCUCGAGCCCACCGCCGUGGAAGUGCCCCAGGCCGAGUGCGCCAUGCGCUGCGGCGGCGAGUAUGACAGCGUGUGCGGCGACACCGGCCGCCUCAACGUCUUCACCAGCAUGGAUUGUCGCGACGACCCGGCCAACCUGCCCGCCGUUGGCUGGCUUCGUUCUACAAGUCGUGCUAGGGAUUCGGGUAUUGUGGGGUUGAGUACGGCCCGCGAGUGCUACUGUGGGGAUGAGCUGGCCGGUGCGCCCGCGUCGGAGGACCAGUGCAGUGAGGUGUGCAUGGGUGACGCCGCCCAGUGGUGUGGUGCCGCGGGCCGUCUCAAUGUCUACGAAGUGGCGGCCCCUACGAAUACCGCGCCGGCCCCGUCCGCUGUUACUGACGCCCCUGAGGUGCCUACCUCUACGGCAACGCUCCCUGCUGAGGUCACUACCAUCUAA
Messenger RNA from Chaetomium globosum CBS 148.51, 1305 nucleotides. RefSeq lists its product as uncharacterized. The transcript has 2 exons. The record is from RefSeq and is a predicted model, not a curated record. NCBI's taxonomy places the organism in Eukaryota, Fungi, Ascomycota, Sordariomycetes, Sordariales, Chaetomiaceae. Bases 1 to 1305 code for a protein of 434 amino acids.